Messenger RNA from Encephalitozoon hellem ATCC 50504, 2853 nucleotides. RefSeq lists its product as uncharacterized. The record is from RefSeq and is a predicted model, not a curated record. The transcript has a single exon. NCBI's taxonomy places the organism in Eukaryota, Fungi, Microsporidia, Unikaryonidae. The coding region runs from base 1 to 2853 and encodes 950 amino acids.
AUGCUUGGCAUUCAGCUGUCUGUCAUAUUCCUUUUUUUGGGUAUAUACGUAACUGCCCAGAUCGUAAAGCUACAAGCUAACGAAGGUAACACUGCGAAGGAGAUGCUCUGCAACUGCAGAAUUGAUGAUCAAAGGUGUAAAGACUCCUGUCUAAAGGCAUAUGUGCCUGGAAACAGAAUCUCUAGAGCUAUAGGGACUCUGGAAACGAAAAAGCCGUCUGUGGUGACCAUCAGAAAGAUUUUACAACAAGAAGAAAGGCCUUUUAUUAGGUUCAUAGAAAAGAACAUUGAAAGAAAUAGCAAUGCCCAAACUCUUAGAAAUGACGAUAUCACAGCAAGAAAGCCGUCAAUAAGGAUUUCUGAUUCUGACAGCAAUACCAUUUUUUAUAACGGAUCUUCGUAUAAAAUUUGUGACCUGUACAGUCAAGCUAAUAGGAUUCGUGGAGCAAAAGAGCAACCGAGUAUAAACGAUGAUAUGAAAAUUCUUUAUGAAUAUGUUCUCAACAAUCCUAGAAUAGAAGGAAUCUGCACAAAAAGCCCAGUUGAAUAUUCCACUCCGCACGUGGAUGCUAUGGACAAUACCUCUUUUUUCUCAAGUGCUCCAUCAAGAAUACCUAUCGACCAUUCGGAACCUAUAAUUCUAGAGAGAAACAACAUGAUACCGAUAUUCAUUAAGGAAACCUUCGAGCCCGCUUCUGAGGAAGGGCUUAAUGCAUCUAAAAGGGACUCCAUAGGCUCUGUUUCUAUAAUCACUCUGAAAACAACUAGCAUAACAACUACUACAACCACAGCCAAGGUUGAGAAGCAAGAGCAUAACGAGCCAGUAAGGAAAACAGAAACACAAACCAUAUUGACAACUAGAACUGUUACAAGGCAAAAAGGGUCUCCUCGCAAAAGAUCUGACGAUACUGUGAAGACUAUUCUAAAAACCGUGUUUGUAGGAAACUCUGAUAGUAACAGAAAUAGUGCAAACUUUGAGGACCAAGAGCCUGAUAUCACAUCAUCAGUGCAGAGCAGAAGUUCUAGAAAACCCAUGGCUGACGGGAUGGCCAACACUUUGAUAGACAUUCAGAUUCUUGAAAAAAUUAAGAGUCUCCUUAAUAUACCGGCACAGAACAGUACAAGAAGUGCAAGCUCAAUGUCCAGUGAGACAUCACAAAGCUCUAGAGUGUCCGCUGCGCUACGAACAAUAACAACUACUGUUGAGAGGAUUCGCACAACUUCUACGUGUAAAUCCUCGUCAGCAAUGCUUCCCACAAAAGAGACAAACAAUUCGUAUUACGAUGAACACACCAGAGAACUCAUAAGAAGCAUUUUUGACAUGCUAAAAAAUAGUACCACUAUUUCUGAGAGCAGAAGGGCACUUCCUGGCAAUAGCACUGUGAUCAAGGAGAUUACAACCACGGUCACAAAAAUAGCCUCAAGGACCAAAGGCCAUACAUCUGCUGUUUCUAUUAUCCAUCCUUUAGAGAUAAAAAGCCCCUACCUUCCUACGCCAUUGGAUCCUAAAUCUAAAGAGGGGUUAGAGCCAUCUUAUGAAAGCUAUGAAAAGAAACUGGACAAUAUAUAUCAGAAAAUUGUGGCAAACGAAGAACGAUAUAAGAAUCUUAUCGAAAUUUUGAUGUCUACCAGAAGAAAAGAAAGAGACGAGGAUAGUGCUCUUGAAUCAUUGAAGAAAAUAUAUGAACUGUAUAGAGACGGGGCUAUUUAUGAAAAGAGUAUCGCAUCCCGCUUGAAGGAAGAGAGGCGAUCUAAGUCAAGACUCAUGCCCUACAGCAUAGAAUCAAGCUUAGACGGUAGAUGGAAGGAUAGAACACACGACGUUGCUGAUGCCAACAAGACUAAAACUCGAAGCAGAGAAGACAUUAUAGAAGAGGUUUCAUCAUUGGCCUAUAAGGGAGAUGGGCUAUGGAAAGGUUUAGAAGACGAUAAUACAAACAACAGUGAAUCUUACGAAGCCAUGUCUCCAGUUCUAGGGGACUUUGAAUCUUCAAAUGACAGAGAGCCUGAGCAGCAUUCCCUUUCCCCUAUAGUUUCAUUCCUUAAAGAGCCCACAGGUAGGAAAGAGCUUGACCUGGAAAGGCAGCUUAGAAAGGAGAGAAGAUUUAAAGACUUGCAGCACCCAACUGUUGCAAGCUUCCUUGACACAAAAAAUGAUAUGAGUGGGGCACAUUCUGAAACUGCGGACGGUGGAAAGGGCACAAGACACAGAACCAUAACAGAUGUUGUUAGAACUACGGUAAUAAGGGACUUUGAUAGUAGCAUGCAUCUUAGUGCUGUAAGCUCUAUUGUUGAAGAGCGUGUGAAGAAUAUCGAGAGAAAGUUGAAUGAAUUCACUGAUAAAGUUGUUCAGAUAGGAGGUAAGUUAUUGAAGCUUAGAGAUAUACAGGAUCAAAGAAUUGUCUUAAAAGAAAGUACCUCCAACUCUGAGUCCAUAUCUCCUACUAUAUCGAGGUCGUCUAUUCACGAUGGAAGCAGCACACCUGCUAAGACAAUGGCAAACAGCACCGAAUCUCUUUUCUCAACAGCAAGCAUAAAUGCCUCUAUUUCACAAAGGCCAUCUUCGUCAUUAGACGCACAAGAGAAGUCCUCUACAUCAUACUCUAACCUAUCGACCUCUUCGGUAUAUCCACGAACAAUGAGCCCUGAAGAAAGCAAAGAACAGAGUAUUGAUAAGAUUGUGGAUAAGUUAAAGGAAAAAAAGAUCCCAGAUGAAAGUCUAUUAGUCUCAGAAGACACGGUUAUAGACGAUAUUGUUGAAAAGCUGGCGCCACUAGUAAAUGAUAUAGAGGUCUCAUCCCUCAGCACUGUUACUAGAACCCAAAAGGAGAUGUCGCCACAAUCUGUAGUUUAA